UCCAGUACCUCUUCUCCUGGAAAAUAGGGAAUUACCUUACCAGUAUAUGGGUGAGAAAAUAAAAAAAAAGUAGCAGGCUACAAAACAAGUCUAUCACGAUAAUAACUAUCAACGACAUACCGAUAUGCCGGUUAUGAUGACGCUGAGGGUGACGUAACGCGCGCUGCUCGUGGCUGCUGGCAUCUGAAGAGAAUUUGAAACUGAACCGGUGGACUAGAGUCGAACCCAAGGGUCCAAAACAUCACCAAAAACCUAUUCACUUCAAACCGGAGUAACGAGACGAGUUUGUUUACAGUCUUAGUUGGAUUCAUUCAGAGUUUAUUUCAAACAAUUUGUCGGUUGGACUAACGUUACAGCUGUUAUUCCCUUGAGAAGAGGAAGAGAGUGUCCGCUGUGAACUUUACACUCGUGCCGCUUUUGUUCUGCACGGAAAGGAAGUACUGUCUAUCACUGUGUUUUUGAACAAAAUGAGGCGAAUCUCCGUGUACCGUGUUGGUCUGCGCAGAAGACGGAGUUUAAUCUGGGAGUUUUAGCUGAAUCUUUAAGGGCUAACUGCUAAUCUCUGCUACAUGUAGCUGGGGACUCUUAGCAUCUAUCGUCGCGUUCGAACUCAACCAAACUUUUAAGUUACUCAAAUGUAGCGGCUCUGUUUAUCGCAACAUUCAAUGACUAGAAAUUAACAAAAUAUCUUGUUUCCGAAACACCUUUAUCCUCAACUGUGUCUUAAUCCCGUCAAAAGGGAUAUUGUGUACGUGCUUUUAACGGUGGUGACUCUAAAACAUGAUCUGUAUGCUGGUGAAGUGAUUAACCAGUCUACACACUUUACUGGACGCUCGCUGGAUAGUCGCUGUAAACUGGUUGUAGUGGAGUGGUGAUCAUCGUACUGGUUUCUGUAAAGUAGUGAUGGCCCGGAGGAGGCUGGACAGUCGCAGUGGAUCCUCUGCUUUGCUGUCAGAGAUCCAAACUCAGAUUCAACCGGAUGCUCUGGACGCCGUGUUUGAGAUGGGCAAUGAGCUGGGCAGGGGGAAGUUCGCUGUGGUUAGGAGGUGCGAGGAAAAGGCCACAGGGAAAGUCUUUGCUGCAAAGUUCAUUAAGAAGCGGAGACGAGGCCGUGACUGCAGAGCGGAGGUCGUUCACGAGAUCGCUGUUUUAGAGGCUGCAAAGAAUAACCCUCGUGUGGUGAAACUGCAUGCUGUAUAUGAGACUGAUCAUGACCUCGUUCUUCUGCUGGAAUAUGCUGCGGGUGGUGAGAUUUUCGACCACUGUGUGUCAGAUGAGCUGCUGCCUGAAGGUCAGAUCACUCGUCUGAUCAGACAGAUGCUAGAGGGAAUUCACCAACUUCACCAGAGCAAUGUAGUCCACCUAGACUUGAAGCCCCAGAAUAUUCUUCUGACCAGUCUGAGCCCAUUGGGGGAUAUAAAGCUGGUGGAUUUUGGGCUGUCUCGCAGGUUGGGCUCUGUUGGAGAACUCAGGGAGAUUCUGGGUACCCCUGAGUAUGUAGCCCCUGAGAUCCUGAAUUAUGAACCGAUCACCACAGCAACAGAUCUUUGGAGUGUGGGUGUGAUAGCAUACAUGCUGGUAACAGGAGAGUCUCCAUUCGCUGGCGAGGAUAAACAGGAGACUUUCCUAAAUGUAUCCCAGGUGAACGUGGACUACAGCAUGGAGGCCUUCUCAAGGGUUUCUGAGCUGGCUGUCGACUUCAUCCAGAAGCUUCUGGUCAAAUCACCAGAGGAUCGCCCUAGUGCAGCUGAUUGCAUGACCCAUCCCUGGCUGUGGCUCCAUUAUUCGGUUUCUGAUCCGAUACCCGUUACCCCACGCACUCCUCUGGAACGGAGUUUCGGUGGGAAGUGGUCUGCGCCACCCGAGGACCGUGAGGACAAAGAGAACAUUCUGGACUCGCCACACACCAAGAGGUUCCGAUUUGAAGACAGUAUGUCAGCCACAGGGGACGGUGACCACUUAUGCUGAUGCUCAGUGGAGUCGCACUUUCACUAAAUUGCAUCCCAUUUUUGGUCCUUGUUGAUGCCAGAAUAUUCUCCAAUGCAGCACCAGCAAAAGAAUGCUUCGGUCUUAAUUCUGUUUUCAUUGCACCAAAGAUGAUCUUUCCUCAAAAGGGCCAAGUCUGGUGAAAUACUAUAUAUAUAUAUAUUAUAAUAAUGAGCUUCGAAAUAUCUAUGUUUCCGUCCUGUUAAAAGUUUUUUUACCUUUCCUGUCAUAUUUUGAUUUUAAAUGUUAAGAUUUUUAUUUUAAUGCCACUCAGUAACUUAUUUCAGUUUCUCUUAAUGUUAAAACUAAUUCUAUUGCUGCACUUAAUGCAACAACAGCAAGCUACUAAAGCAAUAUUAAGGCAGGGAUUCAAUACAGACAGACAGUAUGCAUGAUUUCCACAGUGCUAUAUGCGUGUUUUAGUUGCGUGUUGUGUCAUGCAUCCUCUUUUACUGCUAUUGAAACAUCAGAAUGCUUCAUAAAAAUGUGACUCAACACGUAUUCACAACACACCCUGGAUUACACAAAUAUGUUUUGGUGUUUUGUCAUAGAACUUCCUUCUAGAAUUUGACUAAAGGAAUGCAGGAAAGCACUUAAACCACCUAUUAUACAUGUAUCACUAAAAUAUGAGAACACAUUUCUACAGCUUUAGAUUUAGCAAAUCAGGCAUUUUCAGUGUUUUUAUAAUGAAAAUAAUCUUUUUAAUAUUUUGUUUUUUACUGCCAACGUACUGUACAAUAAACACCUAUCAGCGCUGAAUGUUGGUAUUAAGUCAAACUCCAGCAUUUUCCCCUGAAGGCCUUAAUAAUUUUGGGAGUAAAAUAAUAAAAUCAUAUAAAUAAUCCUGUAAUGACAGUUAAUUUGAUCUAUGCACCAACAUCUGAGGUAACUCAGGGUUAAUUCACGUGUUACCUUUUGUACAGGGGUGUUAAGCUAAUACCAUUAACAAUGGUUUCAGUAGUUUUUUUUUAUUCUGAACAUUGUUCUCAGGGUUAGCUGUAACUGCACAGUAUAAUUUUGUGUGCCUUAUGCAUACAAUUUUUGUAUAUUCAAGCAUUUCUGUUGAUGUAUCAUUUUUUUCCCCAGUUGACACUGGCUGGUAGAAAGGGAUAUUGUUCACACUUUAGCACAAUUUGAUUGUGUAAUUUGACUGUAAUACUACAAUAAGUUGUUCUGUAAAUUAUGCAUUAAGUAAUGAGGAUAUACACGCAAUGGUAUUUUAUAAAGAAAGCUGUGUUUAAAAAUGUAUUGAGGUAUGUAGGGCAUGAGAUAUGCAUUAUGUAAACAGAGAGAAGUAUGUUUGGUGAUAACAGUAAUAUGUAUUCUGGAAUGAAGGUAAAUGAAUGUUAGAAAGUUUUUAGGGGAAGUUUUUUUAACAUUGCGAGAGAGAUGGUAUGAAAUGAGUCAGAACUAUGCACAUCAAAGAGUGAUCAGGAAAUCAAUGAAAAACAACUUGUAAUAUAUAUAUAUUGUUGACUGUUUUUCUGAGCGGGUGUUAGAACUGGAAAUAUUAGUAUUGCGUAUCAGCUUACUGUUUUCUGUUUAAAGAGGUGUGAAAAGCUCAUCUGUUUUGUAUGCUCAGGGCUUUAUGGUUUCCCAGAGAUGUCACCAGCCUACACUCAGAAUAAGGCCAUUGUCUACCAAGACGAGGGGCUUUUGUCACAGUCGUGUGCUCACUGUAUGCCGUCAUCUUAAAGCGAAACUUGAAUCUUUUCCCUGCCUGGGAAACCAUCUCAAAUGAUGUUCAAGGGCCAUGAGGUAUUUGAAGCUGGAAUUCAAAAGAAAAUAGGCCAGACUGUGGAGUGCAAGGUUAGGCAGUCAGCACAGUAAUGCCAGAAUGUUUGCUAUGUCCUGCACCUGUGCUUUGAAAUAAUGAUGUUCCUGGUGUUAGAGAGACGGGAUAUGUGUAACAAAAAAAAUCACACUUCAUAUAAUGAUGAAACCUGUUUAAAACAAUUGGUAUAUUUAUCAGAAUAAAUGUUGUUCAGAUGAUUUACAUUAUUUAAUUAAAUUGUUUGAAAGCAUA
Messenger RNA from Misgurnus anguillicaudatus (oriental weatherfish), 4012 nucleotides. It is a transcript of the gene stk17b, whose product is annotated as serine/threonine kinase 17b (apoptosis-inducing). Gene Ontology annotation, molecular function: ATP binding; protein serine/threonine kinase activity. Gene Ontology annotation, biological process: protein phosphorylation; intracellular signal transduction; positive regulation of apoptotic process. Gene Ontology annotation, cellular component: nucleus. The record is from RefSeq and is a predicted model, not a curated record. Lineage: Eukaryota; Metazoa; Chordata; Actinopteri; Cypriniformes; Cobitidae.